AGUUUCUACAAAAAAAUUUUCAUCAGAAUUUUUUAUUAUUUAUGCCAAGAAAAUAUCUUGGAAGAAAGAAGUUGGUGGAGGGGCUCCUUCUUGUCAUGGACGUUGCCACACUUGAUAUUCCUGCCCUGCCAUCGAAUCACCUUAUUACCCUGAAGUCAAGAAAACAAAAUUCCAUCGAUCUGCUUCGGUGUGGAAUUAAACAAACACACUAAUUCUCCGUUGGGUUGAGCAGACAAAACUACUGAAGACUCUGAGUUAAGACAAAAUUUGCCAAACAGAAGAAACAAAGAAAGAAAAGAUAUUUUCUAAGCGAUGGCUUUACAGCUAUGGGAGACUUUCAUGGAGGCAAUAAGGGCGUAUACGGGUCUAUCUCCGGCCACUUUCUUUACGGUUCUUGCUCUGUUGUGGGCCAUUUACUAUGUAAUAACAGGAUUAUUUGGGUCGUCCGAUGAUCAUCACCAACGGACUAGGGCUUUUGAGGAGCAGAUGGAGCCGCUCCCACCUCCAGUUCAGCUCGGCGAGAUUACCGAGGAGGAACUUAAGCAAUAUGAUGGUUCUGAUUCCAAGAAACCACUCCUCAUGGCCAUCAAGGCCCAGAUCUAUGAUGUUUCUGAAAGCAGAAUGUUUUAUGGACCUGGUGGACCUUAUGCAUUAUUUGCUGGAAAGGAUGCUAGCAGAGCUCUUGCAAAGAUGUCUUUUGAAGAAAAAGAUUUAACUGGAGAUAUCUCAGGUCUUGGUCCAUUUGAAUUGGAGGCUUUGCAGGAUUGGGAGUACAAGUUCAUGACGAAGUAUGUUAAGGUUGGAACCAUCAAGAAGACAGUUCCAGUAACUGAAGGGGAUGGCAGUGGUGAAGCCUCAGGAACUACAGAAAGUGAUGUUAAGCCAUCUGAAGAUGGUCCAACACAAAGUGCAGUUGCUGGAAAGGAGGAAAAAUCUUCUGCUGCUGAUGCUAGAGAGGAGGAUAUAAUUGGGCUUAGCUGAUACUGUUUCAAAUGGGUGAUCACUCUUUAUACUGGAGAUACCGGAAGAUAUGGAGUGAUGUUUGAAUGAGUAUUAUUCUGUGAAUCUUAUUCCAUAUAUAAGCUUACAUUAGUGUAGAUGCUCUUUUAACAAACUUGCUACAACAUUUGGUUCAUCAAAAUUAAAUCCGGAUGUUAAAACUUUGGGGAUUCAAACUGAUACUAGUUAUUUUGAGCUGGUUGAUGUGUGUGGCCAGGAAUGACAUUGUUCAACGGCAUCCUAGGUGCUGUAGUUGAAUUGUAAGCUAUUUAUUAAAAGGGGUCCUUUCCUUUCUCUCGAUGCUUGAUGAAUUAGUUCAACUGGGGAUUACAAUCUGUCCCUUGAAGUGCCUGCUGAUGCAUGAAUGGUGAGUUUAUGAGUUCCAAGCUUUUCGAUGCAAGUUUUGUGGGGCAAAUUGGUGCUCGUUUUGCCUAAGUAUUUCAUUUGGUUGAUCAAGGGUUUAUGCAUUAGUGAAGAGUGCCGAGUGCAUAAAGGUAUGUGGCAAGUAUAUAGCUCGAAUCUCAGGCAAAUAAAAGGUAUGUAGCUCGAUUGCUCGAGUCUUGGAGUCAAAUAGAAUUGCAGACACAGUGAGAAUCCAUUGGGCAUUCGAUCAUCCGAUGAUCUGCGAGUGGUCAUACUACAGCUCUACGACUUUGGGUCGACUGUACUGGAAGGAUUGGAAGUACUUGGUUUUCAAACGUCACUCAUCUCUAACCAGGCCCAGUGGCCUGCAACUGGCCUUUGAAUUUUUGUGGCUGGAGGAAAUGAGAGAUAAGAGAGAAUGAAAAAGAAAAAAAAUCUUUGGACGCCAAUUAAUUGCUCGAGAGCUGCUAAACCCAAAAGAAUUUGUUUGGCUCAAAAAAAAAAAAAAAGGCGGACUUUGAUAAUUCUACUUUUCCCAACUAUAAGUCCGUUGAAUGCUGGGAUCUUAUCAGCGUUUAACUAACCAGGGAUUCAUUUCCAGUAUCUAUUUGACCUUUAACGGAUCUGAAUAUGAUGUAUUUUGAAUUUACUUUUACAUUCCUAUGUUGGUAGGAACGAAGCCAUAUUGGAGAGGAGAUUACUUGUAUUUUGUUCUUGAAAACGUUUAACAUGCUCUGGAGUUCGAUAGAUAGAGGGCUUGCGGGGCUAGAGGUUGAGUGGACUGUGUUAUUCAAGUUUUGCAUUAGUUUUCAAAGAUUGGCUAUUAA
Messenger RNA from Durio zibethinus, 2189 nucleotides. RefSeq names its product membrane steroid-binding protein 2-like. The record is from RefSeq and is a predicted model, not a curated record. Gene Ontology annotation, cellular component: endomembrane system; endoplasmic reticulum; membrane. Lineage: Eukaryota; Viridiplantae; Streptophyta; Magnoliopsida; Malvales; Malvaceae.